Molecule: messenger RNA, 483 nt
Organism: Ananas comosus (pineapple)
Lineage: Eukaryota; Viridiplantae; Streptophyta; Magnoliopsida; Poales; Bromeliaceae
Product: extensin-2-like
Exons: 1
Coding region: 1-483 (160 amino acids)
Source: RefSeq, a predicted model, not a curated record
AUGGCUCUCCAGUACUUGCACCAAUUCCUCACAUUCAAACUCAUAUCCUUUGUUCUUCUUCUAUUCUUCUAUGCACACUCUCCUCCGGUAUCCGCAGCUUAUUCGCCUCCUGAAUGCCCGUACCCGUGUCUACCGCCGCCCGCAUCCACCGUAACUUACCAAUCGCCACCGCCGCCACCGCCGCAGGUUGUUUACAGUUACUCUUACUCUCCUCCGCGCCCGGGAGCGGGGGAUAAUGGUUAUUACUAUUAUUAUCCUCCACCGUCGUCGCCGUCAACAUCAGGCUAUGUACCUUCUCCUCCUACUUUCUACACUUACAUUGCAGCUCCUCCGCCCCCGAACCCGAUCCUGCCGUGGUAUCCGUUCUACUACAAGUUCCCGCCGCCGCCUCUGUCCUCGGCGGUGGCUCCUUCGAGGAUUCAUGUGCAUGGUGCAUUCUCUGUGGCUUUACCGAUCGUGUUAGCAGUUAUGUUUUUACUUUGA